UCACGAUAGAACAUAUUCUUAAAUCCUAAACUCGAAAAAAAGAAAAAAAUCUGAUUUUCUUAUUCCAUUAUUAGUGUUUUUUUAUUAGAAGAAGAAACAAUGGAGUCAAAACAAGCAGUGAAAGAAGAAAGAGCAGAAGCAGCUGCAAGAUUAGUAGCAGAUGAACUCAGUGAUGUGAACAAAGAAAGAAAGGCUCAAGAAUAUGAACAAAAGCCCGGUGUUAUUGGCAGUAUAAUCAAAUCUGUUCAAGGAACUCUUGGACAUGCUAAAGAAGCAGUCACCGGAAAAGCCCACGAAACCGCCGCCGUUACAAGCGACACGGCCGGAAUAGUAGCAGAUAAUGCAAGACAUUCAAAAGAUGUUGCUGCUGAAAAAGUUAAGGGUACUGCAACUUCUGCUGCUGAGAAAACACAACAAGCUAAAGAUAGUACAACUGGUAAAGCAGUAGAGUACAAGGAUUCUGCUGCUGAAAAGGCAAAACAAGCAAAAGAUGCAACUGUUGGGAAAAUGGAAGAGUACAAAGAUUAUGCUGCAGAUAAAGCCAAAGAAGCGAAGGACAGUACAACUUCUAAAGCGGUAAAGUCCAAGGACUAUGCAGCAGAGAAGGCGAAACAAGCAAAGGAUUCAACCAUGGAGAAAGCUAAAGAAGCGAAAGACAGUACAGCUGCUAAAGCAGGAGAGUACAAGGACUAUGCAGCAGAGAAAGCGAAAGAAGCAAAGGACACAACGAUGCAGAAGAGUGAGGAAUACAAGGAUUACACGGCCGAGAAAGCGAAAGAAGGCAAAGAUACCACAGUGGGCAAAUUAGCAGAGUUGAAGGAUUCUGCUGCCGACGCGGCGAGGCGCGCGAUGGAUAUGUUAACCGGAAAAAAGGAGGAGACAAAACAGAAAGCGGGGGAAAUGGCUGAAGCUACGAAACACAAGGCUGAACAAACUGCGGAAAUUACUAAGCAGAAGGCGGAGGAGACGGCGGGAGCAGCUAAGCAGAAGGCACAGGAUACUAAUCAAGCUGCUAAGGAUAAGUAUCAUGAGACUGAAGAAGCAACAAGGAGGAGAAUGGAUGAAAUGAAAAUUAGUGAAGGUGGCGAUUAUGAGAAAAGGGAUGAGAGUGAGAGGGCGGCGGCGGCGGCUUCCGGCGGUGGUGGUGGUAUUUUUGGUGCACUUGGAAGUGUAAGAGACGCAAUUAAAGACACAUUAGCACCAUCUAGUAUGCGUGACACUACCACUACAGAUGAGACGCGUACCGGCGGAUCGAAGAUAGUGGUGGAUGUCGAGGAUACUCCGGCGGGGAGAACCGCCGCGACGCUGAAAGUGGCCGAUCAGUUGACCGGCCAGACGUUUAACGACGUCGGGAGAAUGGAUGUGGAGGGCAUUGCCGAGGUUGAGGCCAAGGAUGCCUCUGGAAAGAAUGUGAAAGUGAAAUACUAAAAGUUGGGAUCUGAUAAGAAUAUAAUUGCUGGACAUUUUGGUCAUGUAUUUUGUGUAAUUUUCAAGUUCGUUGUGUUGUAUUUUUGUUUGUGUUACCAAGUAAAAUAUGUACUAGUAUGAGAUUUCUGUUCGGUUUCU
Nicotiana tabacum (common tobacco) is the source of this 1566-nucleotide messenger RNA. RefSeq lists its product as uncharacterized. Lineage: Eukaryota; Viridiplantae; Streptophyta; Magnoliopsida; Solanales; Solanaceae. Gene Ontology annotation, biological process: cold acclimation. Gene Ontology annotation, cellular component: cytosol. The record is from RefSeq and is a predicted model, not a curated record.